AUGGAUGACAAGAUCGCACAAAUUGAAAAAACUCAAGCUGAAAUGCAAGAGAAUUUAAAGAAAGCGCAAGAGGAUAUGCGCGAACAGAUGAUGAAGGCUCAAGACGACAUGAUGGCAAAGUUGAUUAGUUUGCUACAAGGAAAUAGUAUAAUCCGAGAAGAGACUCCAAUUAUCAGUCAUACUGCCGAAGAACCAUUAUAUCCCCCUGAGUAUGGAAAAAAGAUCCAACGAGAGCUUCAGGCAGUAUGCCCAAAGGUGGAGAGAUGUGGCUGUGCAAGUUUAUCCACCAUUAGAGGAGGAAAAACUAAUAUGUUCUUUGUAAAUACUCUGAGGGCCCCUUUCUUUGGACAUCUUAUUGGAAAUUCGUCCAAGAAUUUUGCUGAUAUAGUUAAUGCAGGAGAAAUGAUUGAGAUGGCGAUCAAAAGCGGGAAGCUAGACGGGGGAGAAUCUAGCCGAAAGCCUCCAGCAAGAAGGAAGGAUAAUGAGGUCAGUAAUGUGAAGAAAUAUGAUUCUAAUAACAUUACAGUAUCUCGACCACAAGCCACUGUAUCGUCAGCACUAAAUCCUGUCCAGCAAGGGGCGAAAGAACCAAGACAGGAAAGGGAAAGGGUUCAAUUUGACCCUAUCCCCAUGACUUAUAAAGAACUAUUCCAGAUCCUCGAGCAGCCCAAUGUGGCUCAGAACCCACUGCCGAACCAUGCAGGGACAGGAGUUAAUGCUGCUAUUGAAGAAAAAGGGAACGAAAUCAUUACCAAAGUCAAAGAAGUGAAGUCACCCAUGCAUUGGGUAUGGGGGCAAAUGGUCAAAAUAGGCUGGUUGACCUUUAAUGCUAACGAAAAUAAGCAUGCUUGCCCCUACCACCGUUGCGAGGAUCAUGUCAUUCAAAGUUGUGAUGAGUUUAAGGCUUUGGUUCAAAGGCUGAUGGAUAGUAAAGAUAUGGAAUUUUACCAUGAAGCUACGAAAGAGAAAGAGAUUGAGAUUUGCGCUUCCGAAGGCACAUCUAAGGGAGUUUACAAUACCAAUUGCCCUUUAGUCAUCACACCGAAAGCCCAGACUAUGGAAAGGUUAAUCCCUAAAAUAGUGAUCACGCCUCCAUCGUCUUUUCCUUAUAAGGACAACAAGCAGGUCCCUUGGAGGUAUGGAUGCCAAUUAAAGAAUGUUGAGAGUUCAGAGGCUGCUAAGGAAGAGGUGGACGAGGUAGGUCAUUUCACCAGAAGUGGGAGAUGUUAUUCUUCCAACCAGACCAGUGAACCUGAGAAAAGGAUGACCGUUGAUAAAGGAAAAAGGGUUGAGAUAUUAUUGAAAAAUGAUGAGCCGACAAUUAAUGAGCCUGUAACCGAGAAUGAUGCUACUUUCGUACCGAAAGAUGUGCCAGUGGAAAAGAUAGAUCGACUGGUUUCAAAUAUUCAGGCGGAUAAUUUCAUCUCUUUCUCUGAUGACGAGAUCCCAUCCGGAAUGAUGGGCAAUCCUAAAGCCCUGCAUAUUACCAUCAGGUGCAAGGGACAUGUGUUAUCACGAGUACUAAUCGACAAUGGCUCUGCCCUGAAUGUGAUGCCAUUAGUGACAUUAAAAAAACUGCCGGUUGAUAGUACAUACAUGAGAAAUUGCCAAAGCAUCGUUCGAGCUUUUGACGGAACAAAGAAGGAGGUGCUGGGGAAGAUCGAUAUUCCUUUAACCAUAGGACCAUCAACCUAUGAGGUCGAAUUCCUUGAAGAUAUCAUUGCUUCCAUAUCUACUACCGCUCCAUAUGUCGAAAUAGAUGAAGAUGCGGUCGAGUGCUCUUUCAGAGCCUUGGAAUUCAUUAAUGCCACCUUUGUUGCCGAAAGAAAGAAAAUUCCGAAGCCUAGGCUAUCCAAUUGUACCAAAAUGGAACUGAAAAUGACUAUGGGAAGAGGAGCCAAGGUUGGAAGUGGGUUGGGAAGCCGCCUACAGGGAAAUAUUAGUCCAGUUUUUCCUGGUAUUAAGCGAGAUCGUUUUGGUUUGGGAUAUCGCCCGACCUUAAAGGAAAAGUUGAAAAAUGUUCAAAAGAGCCAUGAAAGGAGGAAAGCCAGGUUAGUCGGGGAAGAUAUUAAGUGGGAACCCAUGAAUUUCCCAUUGUUGCGUGACACAUUCAUAUCUGGGGGCCAUAUGUUUCAGGGGAGUCGAUCAUCAAAAGAGUCUGUUAUUGAAAAUAACCUGAAGGAUUUGGGCGUAAAUGUGAUAUCAGAGGAAGGAAUCGAAGACGAAAGGGCUAUGGGCAUCUACCCCGCACCACCAGGCUUUAUAGAUUUCGAGUUGCCCAUAUGUCAAGGGGAAAUUGAAGGUUAUGAUAGUGAUGAGGGAAGCCAUUUAUCUUCUGAACUACUAAAAAUGGUAGAAAUAGAAGAUAAACAAAUUCUGACUCAUGAAGAGCCCAUUGAGAUCUUGAAUCUAGGAUCAGAGGAGGAUAAAAAAGAGAUAAAGAUUGGCACCAUCAUAUCUGCUGAGGGACGACAAAGUCUGAUUCAGCUGCUUCGAGAGUACAGAGAUGUGUUCGCUUGGUCGUAUGAGGACAUGCCAGGGUUAGAUACUGAAUUAGUGGUACAUAAAUUGCCAAUAAAGCCUGAAUGUAAACCGGUACAACAAAAGUUCAGAAGGAUGCGACCUGAAAUGAUACUUAAAAUUAAAGAAGAAGUAAAGAAACAAUUUGAUGCUGGGUUCCUGAAAGUAGCCAAGUAUCCGGAAUGGGUAGCAAAUGUUGUUCCAGUACCAAAGAAAGAUGGGAAAGUUCGCAUGUGCAUCGACUACAGAGAUCUUAAUCGGGCCAGUCCGAAAGAUAAUUUCCCUCUGCCACACAUAGACACCCUGGUGGACAAUACAGCUGGAAACUUUCUAUUUUCAUUUAUGGAUGGGUUUUCAGGUUACAAUCAAAUAAAGAUGCAUCCAGAUGAUAUGGAAAAAACUACGUUUGUCACCAUGUGGGGUACGUUCUGUUACAAGGUGAUGCCGUUCGGACUAAAGAAUGCAGGGGCAACCUAUCAAAGGGCCAUGGUAACACUAUUCCACGACAUGAUGCACAAGGAAAUCGAGGUAUAUGUCGAUGAUAUGAUUGUUAAAGCUAAAACGGAGGAAGAACACAUCGAGAAUCUGAGGAAACUCUUCCAAAGAUUAAGGAGCUGCCAGUUAAAACUCAAUCCAAGCAAGUGUACCUUCGGGGUAACAUCGGGAAAACUCUUGGGGUUUGUAGAGCAAAAAGGGAUUGAAGUAGAUCCUGACAAGGUCAAAGCUAUUCAGAAUUUACCACCCCCAAAAACACAAAAAGAAGUUCGAGGAUUUCUGGGAAGAUUAAACUACAUCGCCCGAUUUAUUUCGCAAUUAACUGAGAAGUGCGAUCCCAUUUUUCGCCUUCUCCGUAAAAAUAACCCAGGGGUAUGGAAUGAUGAUUGCCAGGGAGCUUUUGAAGCAAUAAAAGGAUAUUUGUCGAAUGCUCCAGUAUUAAUGCCACCAAUAUCCGGCAAACCAUUAAUCCUCUACUUAUCAAUCUUUGAGAAUUCAAUGGGGUGCGUAUUAGGGCAGCAUGAUCAAACUGAGAAAAGAGAAAGAGCAAUUUACUACCUCAGCAAAAAGUUUACUGAUUGCGAGACAAGGUACUCACCAAUAGAAAAGUUGUGUUGUGCUUUAGUUUGGACUACCCGAAGGCUCAGACAAUAUAUGUUGUAUCACUCUACUUGGCUCAUAUCUAAACUUGAUCCUCUAAAAUAUCUAAUGGAUGUACCUGCUUUAUCUGGAAGAUUGGCUCGUUGGCAAAUCUUAUUGUCGGAAUUUGAUAUCCAAUAUGUAAGCCAAAAAGCAGUUAAAGGAAGUGUUGUGGCCGAUUUCAUUGCAAGUAGGGUUUCUGAAGAGUAUGAACCACUGAACUUCGAUUUUCCAGACGAAGAUUUAAUGGUUAUUUCAACAGAGAAUGCAGUUUCCUUUACUAAUGAACAAUGGAAGAUGAAUUUCGAUGGUGCCUCUAAUGCUUUAGGGCACGGGAUUGGGGCAAUUCUCAUCUCACCUUGUGGAAAACACUAUCCUUUCACCAGUCGAUUGAAUUUUGAUUGCACAAAUAACAUGGCCGAAUAUGAAGCAUGUAUUCUGGGUCUGAAAGCUGCCAUGGAGCGUAAAGUGAAAAUACUCGAAGUAUAUGGAGAUUCAGCCCUGGUAAUUUAUCAACUCAGAGGUGAAUGGGAAACAAAAGAUACGAAGUUGGUGGAAUACCGAAAGUUGGUCUUAGAGCUCAUUAAAGAAUUCGAGAGGGUGACAUUUCAUUAUCUCCCCAGAGAAGAGAAUCAAAUGGCAGAUGCUCUGGCCACUUUGGCAGCAGCUUUCAAAGUCAAUGAAUAUUCAAGCAUGAUGCCUAUUACGAUAGAAGCUUACGGGUAUCCAGCCCAUUGCUAUAGCAUAGAAGAGGAAGAGGAUGGAAAUCCCUGGUAUUACGAUAUCCUGCAAUAUAUUAAAAAUCAAAGCUACCCUAAGCAUGCCAUUGAGAAUGACAAAAGAACUAUUCGAAGAAUGGCGGCAGGAUAUGUGCUUGAUGGUGAGGUCUUGUACAAGAAAAGUCAUGAUCAAGUCUUGUUACGGUGUGUAGAUGCCAAAGAAGCCAGAACAAUCAUUGAAGAUGUGCAUGAAGGAGUAUGUGGUACCCAUGCUAAUGGACAUGUAAUGGCUAAACAAAUAAUGAGAUUUGGAUAUUAUUGGUCAACCCUGGAAACUGAUUGUAUCAAUUUCUCCAGAAAAUGUCACAAAUGCCAGAUUUAUGGAGAUAAGCUCCACACCCCUCCUCAUCCAUUGCACGUAAUGACUGCUCCAUGGCCAUUCUCUAUGUGGGGCAUGGAUGUCAUUGGGCAAAUUUUACCCAAAGCUUCUAAUGGCCAUCGUUUUAUAUUCGUGGCAAUAGACUACUUCACUAAGUGGGUAGAAGCGGCCUCCUAUGCAAAUGUCACUCAGUCAACAGUUUGCAAGUUCCUGAAGAGAGAAAUUAUUUGUCGGUAUGGGCUACCAGAAAGGAUCAUCACCGAUAAUGCCUUGAAUUUAAACAAUAAGAUGAUGGAGUCAGUAUGUAAACAGUUCCAGAUUAAACAUCAUAAUUCCACCACUUAUCGCCCAAAGAUGAAUGGAGCGGUAGAGGCAGCUAAUAAGAACAUCAAGAGGCUCAUACAGAAAAUGACUGAGACUUAUAGAGACUGGCAUGAGAAGCUACCAUUCGCUCUGUUUGCUUAUCGAACUUCAGUAAGGACGUCCACUGGGGCAACUCCGUUUUCUUUAGUUUAUGGCAUGGAGGCUGUGUUACCCAUUGAGGUCGAGAUUCCGUCACUACGAGUGCUGUCAGAGGUUAAGUUAGAUGAAGCAGAAUGGGUGCAAUCUAGGUAUGAUCAGUUGAACCUGAUUGAGGAAAAAAGAUAAGCUAUCUGUUAUGGGCAAAUGUACCAGAAACGUAUGAUAAGGGCACAUAAUAAAAAGGUUCGUCCACGAGAGUUUCAAGAAGGAGACUUGGUGCUAAAAAUUUUGUCAAUUCAGAAAGACUUUCGAGGAAAAUGGAUGCCAAAUUGGGAAGGACCUUAUGUGGUAAAGAGGGCCUUUUCUGGAGGAGCUUUGAUCCUCACCGAGAUGGAUGGACCAGAGUUACCUAACCCUGUGAAUGCUGAUGUAGUCAAGAAGUAUUUCGCUUGA
This is a messenger RNA of Hibiscus syriacus, 5667 nucleotides long. RefSeq lists its product as uncharacterized. Lineage: Eukaryota; Viridiplantae; Streptophyta; Magnoliopsida; Malvales; Malvaceae. Gene Ontology annotation, molecular function: RNA-DNA hybrid ribonuclease activity; nucleic acid binding. The record is from RefSeq and is a predicted model, not a curated record. Gene Ontology annotation, biological process: DNA integration.